This is a messenger RNA of Notothenia coriiceps (black rockcod), 1839 nucleotides long. It is a transcript of the gene fermt1, whose product is annotated as FERM domain containing kindlin 1. Gene Ontology annotation, molecular function: integrin binding. The transcript is spliced from 15 exons. Gene Ontology annotation, cellular component: focal adhesion. Lineage: Eukaryota; Metazoa; Chordata; Actinopteri; Perciformes; Nototheniidae. Gene Ontology annotation, biological process: cell-matrix adhesion; integrin-mediated signaling pathway. The coding region runs from base 82 to 1839 and encodes 585 amino acids. The record is from RefSeq and is a predicted model, not a curated record.
GCCUCAUUUGGUUCAUUCCACUUCACAAGGAAUUUCUAGGAAUAGCUCACCAGCAGAAAACUUUGAAUCAAGAACAAGGCCAUGAUCAAAGACGCAGAGUAUGGAGAAACAUCAUGGGAGCUGUCCGUGCAGGUGGAUCAAAAAGCUGGAGAUGAGUCCAUGAAAUUUAAGCUGAGGGUGAAGGGAGACUUGCACAUUGGAGGCCUGAUGCUUAAACUGGUGGAGAAGAUCAAGGCUCCUCAGGACUGGUCAGAUCAUGCACUGUGGUGGGAACAGAGGAAAUGUUGGCUGCUCAAAACACACUGGACCUUGGACAAGUAUGGAAUUCAGGCAGAUGCUAACCUGCGCUAUACACCCCAGCACAAACCCCUGUUGCUGCAGCUCCCCAAUAUGAAAACCAUCAAAUUGACCGUCAGCUUCUCCAGUGUCGUCUUUAAGGCAGUGUCAGAGAUCUGUCGAAUACUCAACAUCAGAAGAUCAGAGGAACUGUCUCUGCUGAAGCCUCCAGAGAAGAAGAAGAAGAAAAGCAAGAACUCUGCAAAGGAGGACAUCUGGGACAUCGAUUUAGCGGGCGGGGGACCAGGAGGCACAGGCCCCAUGUACAGCAAGACAAUGACAGCCACCUACGACCCAGAGAACGGGAUGCCGGUGUCUGCCACGAGCCUCUGGUUUGGAGAUAACCCUCUGGCUGAAUCGCAGCCUAACCUGCCCCCUGCUGAGCUGGCCAAGAUGUACCAUCCGCUGGAGCUGGUGGACAAAGCAGUCAACAGUGCAGGGUGGUUGGACUCGUCUCGUUCUCUUAUGGAGCAAGACAUUCAAGAUGAGGAAAAGCUAUUGCUUCGCUUCAAGUAUAACGUCUUUUUUGACCUCAAUCCUAAAUACGAUGCUGUCAGAAUAACACAGCUGUACGAACAAGCUCGCUGGUCCAUUCUGCUGGAGGAGAUAGACUGCACUGAGGAGGAAAUGCUGAUGUUUGCUUCAUUACAGUAUCAUAUUUGCAAACUGACCAUCUCAAGUGAACCAAUGGACAACUUCAACGAACCAGAAAUAGAUGAAGUAGAAGCUGCUCUGUCCAACUUGGAGACGACACUUGAAGGCGGACUCCCUGACAGAAUUCUGGAAGACAUUACAGAUAUUCCAGAGUUGGCAGAUUCCCUCCGGCUGUUUAGGCCAAAAAGACUAACGCUGCGGCAGUACAAAGAGUACUGGUUUGUUUUCAAGGACACCACAAUCUCCUACUACAAGAACAAGGAGACGUCCAAUGGAGAACCCAUAGAGCAGUUUCACCUGAGAGGUUGUGAGGUAGUCCCCGAUGUCAACGUGACUGACAAGAAGUUCGGCAUCAAGCUCCUGCUCCCAGUUGCUGACGGGAUGAAUGAGGUGUACAUCCGAUGUGACAAUGAAACGCAGUAUGCCAAGUGGAAAGCUGCAUGUAUCUUGGCCUCUAAGGGCAAGACAAUGGCUUACAGCUCCUACAAGUCAGAAGUGAGAAACAUCCAGUCAUUUCUGCAAAUGAAGAGCCUGGCACCCCCUCCUGGUCAGGCAGCUCCUGAUAUCGAAUCCAUGGAGAUGAAUGCUGAAUGUUUUUUCUCCCCGCGCUACACCAAGAAGCACAAGACCAAACAGCUAACUUCACGUAUCCUGGAGGCCCAUCAGAACAUAGCACGGCUGUCCCUAAUGGAGGCUAAGAUGCGCUUCAUCCAGGCCUGGCAGUCACUUCCAGAGUUUGGUAUCAACUACUACAUUGUCAGGUACAGUGCCUAUAUUUAUGUUGACAUGUUUAUUUUUAUUUUAAUCGUUUAUUUAGCAAGAGAGCAGCCUACGCUGCGCAAGAAAUAA